This is a messenger RNA of Pygocentrus nattereri (red-bellied piranha), 7130 nucleotides long. RefSeq names its product macrophage stimulating 1 receptor a (gene mst1ra). Gene Ontology annotation, molecular function: transmembrane receptor protein tyrosine kinase activity; ATP binding; protein binding. Gene Ontology annotation, cellular component: signaling receptor complex; membrane. The coding region runs from base 533 to 4618 and encodes 1361 amino acids. Gene Ontology annotation, biological process: positive regulation of kinase activity; cell surface receptor protein tyrosine kinase signaling pathway; multicellular organism development. NCBI's taxonomy places the organism in Eukaryota, Metazoa, Chordata, Actinopteri, Characiformes, Serrasalmidae. The transcript is spliced from 21 exons. The record is from RefSeq and is a predicted model, not a curated record.
CUGACCAGUGUAAAGGCUCUGCUGAGAAGCUACAAGUGUCUUCCAGAGACCACAUUCCCGUCUGCGGUGACUCCCUCAGCUCCAGGCCGCCGUGUGCGGAGAGACUAAUACAGCUCGGCUUUCCUCACUGAAGGCUCGUCCUGCUGGUGAACCAGUGCACCUCGCUCUCGGGACUCCAGGCUGGAGGUGAGGUUGUGAAAUCAGCUCUUUCACUUCCUUGUGAAUCUCAGUCAAGGCGUGGACCGGGCAUGAGCUCGGAGUGGCUGAGAGAAGCUCGGAGAAGCUCGUGUGAGGACCAGCGAAGCUACAGCGCAACUUCUACCCCAUAAAAGGACCCCCGUCUCCUUCUUCAGGGGACUGCAUGUUGUGGAGCUCGGCUCUGGAAAGGAACCCGAAGCGAAGUCGGUCUGUGUGUCCGUCUGUGCGGUCCUGCUGACGGAGGUGCUCCUCAGAUCCUGGUGAUGAUCAGCAUGCUUUGAGGAACAGUGACUCUUAUUUUCCUCGGCCUGCACACAGGACUGCAGACACGGAGAUGCUAUUCGGGGCACAGGCAUUGUUAGCAUGCAUCUGGAUCCAGAUACAUGUGACCUCAAGCUUGGAAACCUGUCCUGUAAUUCCACGGAAGGCUGUGGAUUUUACCGUUACCUAUUCUCCGCAAUAUUUCCAGACGUUGAAACCCAUACAGAACAUAGAAGUCAACACAGACCGGUCUGAGAUAUAUGUAGCAUCUCAGAAUGUGAUUGAAACACUGAACUCCAGUCUUGAGAAGAUAUGGGAGUUGCGAACGGGUCCUGUUGGCAGCUCGGAGUGUCAGACAUGCCAUUGUGAUAUCAAGACUGAUCCCAAUGCGCCAGUGGACACGGACAACCAAGUACUUCUUUUGGAUCCCUCACCUGUCCUUCCAUUUUUAUAUAUUUGUGGGAGCAAUCAGUACGGGAUCUGCACCUUUCUGGAUCUUGAUCAAGAACCACUUUCUGAACCCAAGUGUCUCUUCAGGCAAGCAGAUAACUCUCCUUUUGAUUGUCCUGACUGCAUCGCUAGUCCACUAGGUACAAAAGUCAACAUUGCGGAAGAAGGCCAGACAUCUUACUUCUUUGUAGCGGCGACUAUCAACAGCACGAUUGCAGCAAAUUAUGGCCGACGUUCCAUCUCUAUGCGACGCUUGCUUUCCACAGAGGAUGGAUUCGACACCCACGUCAAGGGUCUUACGGUGCUUCCUGAGUUCCAGGACUCUUUCCCCGUUGAGUACAUCUACACCUUCUCCACACUAGGCUUCACUUACUUCCUCUCCGUCCAGAGAGAGCACCCUCUGAAAAGGACCUCCAGGCUCCAGACUCAUCUGGGGCGGCUUCCGACUGGAGACAGUGAAGCCUGGAUGUACCGGGAGAUCAUAUUGGAAUGCCAUUUUAGGCCCAAACGAAAGAAGAGAAGCGCUGAGAACAUCAUCUACAACGCAGCCCAGGCAGCCUAUUUCAACAUAGCAGAAGAGGACCUGGUGCAGGAGCUAGGCAUGAAUAAUAAGAGUGGAGUUCUCUACGUGGUGUUUGCUAUUACAGAUGAUGCAGGGAAUCCUACCAGCAAGUCUGCCCUCUGUGCGUUUCCCAUGGAUAACGUGAACUUUGUCAUUAAGCAAGGUGUGGAUGCCUGCUGCUCACCCAGAUCAGGACGACUCUCCCGAGGAUUGUGUCACUUUCAGCCCUGCGAGAGCUGUCCUCACGAGGGGCCAGAGAAUAAACGAUUGUGUGAAGCUGUGCCCACCAUGGUGGCAAUGCCCCAUGUCAGAACUGACUUCUUCAACGGCCAAAUGAGAGAGCUACUGACCUCUAUUCUGGUCACCACCAUCGGUGCUGACACUGUGGCCCACAUUGGCACUGAACGAGGGAGACUUCUACAGGUCAUCCUAAGAAGGUCCAGCCCCGUGGUGUUUGCCAACUAUUCUCUCGUGGGAGAGGAGGAGAGGGUUUCCCGCAUUGCUGCUAAUCGAUCGGAGGAGUCUUUACUCUUUGUGGUUGGAAACAAGCUUAUCAGCGUGUCUCCUAGAGGUCCAGGAUGUGCUCAUUUCCUGACUUGUUCAGAGUGUUUGAGGGCUCCGUGGUUUAUGGGCUGUGGUUGGUGUGAAGGGGCCUGUUCUCAACUGGCCGAGUGCCAGGGACAGUGGACAAACCGCACCUGCCCCCCGUCCAUCACCCAGUUUUUCCCAAAGACGGCGCCCCCUGAUGGUGAGACUGAGCUCACGCUGUGUGGCUGGGACUUCCAGUCUCCUACAAAACCUGCCAUGACUCCAACUACUCACCAAGUUAGAGUGGGAGGGACCAGCUGCACCAUAAUACAAAAGAAGAGUAACAGCAACCAGCUGGUAUGCAGCAUCCUUCCUCAGGCCUCGGAUGUGGAGCAGAACGUGGAGAUCAGUGUGGGUGUGGAGGAGAGAGCAGUAGAGCGCAGUUACUCCAUCUCUGGAAAAGCAAACAUAUCAGGCUUCAGCUUCGUGACUCCAGAAAUCACAGACAUCAGUCCUGGCUAUGGGCCCAAGAUUGGAGGUAGUAGGAUCACACUAUCAGGAAAACAUCUGGACGCUGGGCAAGCUAGGGAAGUCCGUCUUGGGAACAAGAUUUGCCCAAUUGAAAGUGUGUCAACCAACGGGACCUCUCUAGUCUUCGUGUCUGAGGGGGUGGAGGACGUAGCAGAAGUGAACGUGACACUUUUGAUUGACAAAUCAACUGUGUUUGCAGCCCAACAGUUCAGUUACAGGGAAAACCCUGUGGUGACGGAGGUGAAGCCCACCUGCAGCUUUAACAAAGGGUCCAAAAUCAUCAUCAUGGGGCAGAAUCUGGACACACCCUCCCAGACGACAAUCUACUAUAAACCCAAGAACUCAAAUCCUGUCCAAAGUGUGUGUGUGGGUCCUGUUAGCCCCACACAGAUGGAGUGUGUGAGUCCAGCGUGUGAGGAUUCUGACGGUGUCCUCUCCGUGGACAUGGAUGGAGCUAAGGAUCUUUAUUCUCAGCCUUUCAGCUGCCACCCGAACGGCCGACCCAUUCUUUUUGGGCAUGAAGACCAUGUGUUCCUGCUGGAGCAUGGACAGACUAAAGUUUCGGUGCAUCACAUGCAACUGAGCCUGGUGAGCCAUUGCAUGGACAUUGUCAUGACAAUAGAUGGAGUGGACUGCAACGCCCAAGUUCUGAGCAACGAGAUCAUCUGCAGAAUCCCCAAGAACGUCACCAUCCCCAGCAAGGGGGCGCCAGUCAGGGUUUCCAUCAAUGGGGAAACGUAUGAAAUUGGCCGAGUGAUGUACUUCACAAACAACUCCACAGUUGGCAUUUUGCUGGGUAUACUGGCAGCACUGGCUGUAGGCGCUGCUUUAGCGUGUGCAGUAAUGAUUCAUUUGCGCAAGAGGAAGAAAGCAAUGCAAGCAGAGGCUCGGCUGUCACGGUAUUCCGCUCGGAACGGGAUAGGCCCGGAUAUGUCACCUGUAGGAGACUACAGACGAGAACUGUCCCAUGGUAGCUCGCAUAGCUCCGGCAUGGCGUUCUCUGGGCUGGCGUACGCGGGCCCUCUAGAUCCUUCUGCUAUUCCUCUGGUGUCUCCUCAGAGGUUCUCCGUGUCAGCGCUGCGGCCUGAGCUGCUGGAGGAGGUGAAGGACGUGUUAAUCUCUCCUGAGAAGCUCAAAGUCCAGCAGGACCAGAUCAUCGGCAAGGGUCAUUUUGGGACAGUGUACCAUGGCUACUUUACUGACAGUAGCAACCGUGAAACCCACUGCGCAGUGAAGUCGCUGAACAGAAUAACAGAAGUAGAGGAGGUGGAGCUGUUCCUGAGAGAGGGCAUCCUGAUGAAAGCCUUCCACCACCCUCAUGUGCUGUCACUGCUGGGUAUACUGCUUCCUGCUGAUGGUCUCCCCAUGGUAGUCCUGCCAUACAUGAAACAUGGAGAUCUCCGACACUUCAUCCGCUCUAAAGAAAGGAGCCCCACAGUGAAGGACUUGAUUGGCUUUGGGCUUCAGGUUGCUAAAGGAAUGGAGUAUUUGGCAAUGAAGAAGUUUGUGCACAGAGACCUGGCAGCACGAAACUGCAUGCUGGAUGAGACGUUUACGGUGAAGGUGGCUGACUUUGGCAUGGCACGGGACGUCUUCGAUAAAGAGUACUACAGCAUUCAGGACCAUAAAAGAGCCAAACUUCCUAUUAAAUGGAUGGCCAUAGAGAGUUUACAGACCCAGAAAUUUACCACCAAAUCUGACGUGUGGUCAUUUGCUGUCUUAAUGUGGGAGAUGCUGACCAGAGGAGCCAGUCCGUAUCCUGAUGUGGACCCCUACGACAUGACUCCGUAUCUGUUACAGGGACGGCGGCUGCCACAGCCUCAGUACUGCCUCGACUCCCUGUGGUGUAUCCUACUGCAAUGCUGGAACCCAGAGCCUGACUUCAGGCCGACUUUCUCCAUGCUGGUGCAGGAUUUGCAGGACAUCCACUCGUCACUGGAGGGUGAACAUUACGUCAACCUGCAGGUCACUUACGUCAACCUGCAGCAAGCCCGGCCGUACCCGUCCAUCGCCUCUGCCACGCCUGCGCUGAUCGAAGGCAACAGUACUGAAACGCUGGACCGGCUGGAUGCCACUGUGGACCUCUAACCUGCAACCAUUUAGAUAACUGAGACCUACAGCAGGACAGGGAAUGUCAGCCCAGAUGAACAGUUCUAGUCCUGUUUUGGAGGAAACCCAAACCAAAGCAUGUGGCAGCACACGAGUUUACAGUUUGCGUAAAUAUGCUCGAGCGUGGCCUUCAAACCGCCGCUGAAGCAGGAACACGGUACCGUAUUUCCUCUCAGGUUUGCUCUAGUCUUUCUGGACUAGACGUUGACUUUUCUACGAUGAUGCGGUUAUUUGAACUGAACUGCAACUUUUUUAUUUUGACUGUUUUAAAUCAUUUUUGUACUCAUCUUCAUCCCACAGGAUGUUUUUGUUUAUUCUUGAAAGGCAUGUUUGAUUUGAUGUACAGCUCUUGAAGUUCUCUCAGAAUGUCAUGUCUACUGUUCGGUCUUUGUGGAUUCUGUUCCAGUAGCAAAUAUUUUUACCCAUUUCAAGUUAUAUAAUACGUUUAGGGGCAAUUUAACUGAGGGCAAUUUAAUAGGGGCAAUUUUUUUGGCAAUAAGAAGUGCCAGUGCUGGGUUGGAUGGCUGUUUCAGUUACUUAAGAAAGAACAUGAACAUGAGCCAAAUUAAACCAAGUUUAUUAAAUAAGUUUAACAGUCCGACCACCUCGAGAUGUAGUUUGAGUGAUCUGAUCGUAGCCCGCUCACAAUGCGCUUCAAGAGUGUUUACACCUGGCUUUUUAUGAAUAUCACGUGAAAUCCAAAUGUGGUCCAGUCACCAGAAACGCUUGUGAUUGCGAGGUGGAAGAUCUGGGAACCUCUCUAGUGCAGAUGAGUCAUUGUAUAAAAUGUGCAGAAGGACUUGUUGCAGUGUGGGUUGUGCUUUGAACCCCAUGCUGGAUGUAUCUGAUGAUUGAUGGUUUAAAGAGACCAGAAGCUUGGUGAAGGAAAGGUCUUCCAAAGGUGUGAGAGAAUUAUCUACUGUUGUCAUAUCAGUAUAUCAGUAUCUUCAUCAGUGUAAUGUUGAUUAUGAUUUGAGGCCUAAACAUCAAGCCAGCUCUUCUUUUCAAGGCUGUGCGCAUGGUGUUAAUAUGUAAAGACGUAUGACGAGGUAUGACAAACUUGCGAAAUCUGAUCUGAUGGCUCUGAAUUUUGAAUUAUUUCAGGAUUUGCAGAUUUUUUGCAAGUUUUUUUUCCCUCCUGUCUCAUUAAUGCUACUCUUUGAAUUUGAACAAAAAAAAGCUUAUAGUGCAACUUUGACCUGAGCUCCACUGAAAAAAGUGGGUCUCAGGAACGGAAAGAAGAAAGUAAUAUGCGCUCAUUCUGUACAACCUCAGAUCUGAGCUUCACCAAAAGUGCCAGUAUCAGAUCAAUGUUUUCUUGAUGCUUGAAAGAUUAAGGAUCUCCAUGCACUGCACUUUUUUGUGUUCUCCCUCCUCCAGUGCGCCUGAAUCAGUUCAUGAAGGGAUCAAUAAUAACAGGAUGAGCUGAAUCAGGUGUGCUGUAGAAAGGAAAACACAAAACACCUGGCCUGUCCCAAACACACUGUUUUGUGGACGAGUUUGUGGGUUUCCUGUGCUUUCCUCUAAAAUUAUACAUAUUACUCAAUAUAUUCAAAAUUGGGAAUCACUUGCUCAACAAACUUGUUGACAUAUGUGCAGUUCUAAAUAAAGAGGAUGUUGAUUAAAAUGUUGAUAUAAAUGAUACCAAAUACCAAAUAAAUGAUACACAAAUACCAAAAGGUAUUUAGAUUUUAAAUUCAAUAUUUCAGGAAUUCUGUGAAAAAUCUGUUGCUAAAUGAUAAAUAAUACGUUGUCGGUUUCUCUUUAAAUUAGAUUUUUCUUCAAGAUUCCUUUCAUAUCCACUUUUGAAUUUAGGUGAAAAAAAAUUUUUUUUUGAAAAAAAAAAAAAAUCCAUUAUUCUGUUUUUAAGAUGUAAUUAAAGUCAUGCCAUGGAUGAAUUCUAAAAAAAUUGUGUUUUAGGCCAACAAGUCUAAAUUGGCAAGUUUCUUUACUACUGAAGGUCUGAGUCGUUUCCUCAGUCGUAUUCUAAUCAUAUGCAGCUCUGUCCAUCCUUCUUUAUACGUUUACAUUUCUAAUUUACAGCUUUCUAGUGUUUGAAACCUGUGAAACUGUAUCAGAACUAUUUUAUGCACUUAUCAACCACAAUUGCAACCAUUAUUGGUUUUAUAUUGAAAGCAAUGAUUCAGUAGCAUAUGCCCAGUGCUUCAAUGCAUUGGUCACUUCCUGACACAAUGUUUUGAAAUUAAUAUGGCAAGAAUGCCGACGAUCACGCGUCCGGCACAGAUAUGGUACAUAUGUGUGUCUUGACGAGUGCUUGUGCAGUAGGUCACGUUAGGGUGGUUGUAAGUGCUUUAAAUGCCCAAUAAACAAAAGAACAAACAUGAAGAUGAAGCGAGGAAGCCUUUUGCAACAUCCUACUAUGUUCUCUUAUAUAACUCCGAAUGUAUUAAACGAUCAGACAGAUUCAGAAUGUAUAUGUGAAAUGAUCAUGUUAGAUUUAUGAAAUAAUAAAUAAAUGGAUUUCUCAUUA